Molecule: messenger RNA, 1036 nt
Organism: Caenorhabditis elegans
Lineage: Eukaryota; Metazoa; Nematoda; Chromadorea; Rhabditida; Rhabditidae
Gene: fbxb-49
Product: F-box domain-containing protein
Exons: 2
Coding region: 7-999 (330 amino acids)
Source: RefSeq, marked reviewed
CUCAAAAUGGUCGCAUCUUCUUUUCCUCUUCUCAAUCUCCCCCAGAAAAACCUAAAAAAGGUUUUUUGCAACAUGGUUGAAAGCGAGCAAGUGUGCAUCUCAAUGGUGUCUAAGAAAACCAAAGAACUUGUCAGAGAGUUUCACAUCUUCAAAAACCAUCGACCAUAUCUGGAACUUACUGGUUCGAUUGGCUAUAUAGAAGGCCUGAGUAGGCCAGGCAAUGUAUUUUACCAAUUUCAAAAUGGGAACAUCGAUAUAUGGGCAGAAUCGAAAUUUCGUUUUUCUGCGCCACAAUUUGAUGCGAAAAGUUGGUUGAAACACUUUCUGUAUAUCUUCCGCAUAUCAAGAAUCGCUACUCUACAUUUAACUCUCUCGGAUGGAGGAUUGAAUGAGUCGCAAUUACCAAUGAUUACGGAAUGUUUGAAAGAUGUCAAGAUCUCAAAGCUUUCCAUUGGUUUCGCCACCCAAUUCCCGCUGAUGAUCAAACUUCUCUCCGCAUUCCCACCAAACAUUGAGCUAGGUUUACAUGCAACCAAUCCCCAACCAUUAGACUCCUCUCAACAAUUGGAACUACGCCAAGUUUUGCCCAAUAAGCUUCAGAAGCUUAACUCAUCAAUCUACCUACCGUUAAACGAGCUACUUUUCGUUACCUGCUCUUUCAUUGAUACAUUCUAUCCAGAGUUAACAGAACAAGAGAUCAAUGUGUUCUUGAAACAUUGGAUUGCCGGAUUGAAGUCUGGGCUUGAAUAUUUUCGCAGUGUAAAGCGUGGCCCUGCACUCAACCAAGACACUAUUCUAAAAGGAAUUCCUCAUGAGAUUGCACCAAGUAACAGGAAAUUCAAAUUGUUCGAAGUAGAUUCGGGGAUGACUCCUAAAGUCGGAGGAAUCGAUAUACACCUGGGCCAAGGCAUCAAAGCAACUAUAAUUUUAGAACAUCGUUUCGACUAUGCAGAGCUUUUUGUAGCUGUUCAUGAUUCUGAGUAUAUUUUAUUUGAAUAACUGUACUUGCUUUCAAUAAAUAAAUGUUUUAAUGAUC